Messenger RNA from Triticum dicoccoides, 1767 nucleotides. Its product is annotated as probable protein phosphatase 2C 58. The transcript is spliced from 14 exons. Gene Ontology annotation, biological process: protein dephosphorylation. The coding region runs from base 300 to 1535 and encodes 411 amino acids. The record is from RefSeq and is a predicted model, not a curated record. Lineage: Eukaryota; Viridiplantae; Streptophyta; Magnoliopsida; Poales; Poaceae. Gene Ontology annotation, molecular function: cation binding; protein serine/threonine phosphatase activity.
GCCGCCGCCGCGACCCCUCGUCCGUCCCAGCCGAAACCCCUCGGCGCCCGUCCGCCUCCUCCCGGAUCUCCCCGGCCGCCGCCCGAGCGCCAAGAGCGUAUUGACGACCAAGGGGCCUUGAGAGAUAGGAUAUACUGGUACACACAUUGGCAUGUUAAGAAGAAGCACUGGAGCUACUUGGUGUAGCUAUUAUCGGACGUGCACUACGCCGUUAUCCGCGACAUUGUGAGUAGUUACUGAAGUUACGUCUGUAAUCUGUUUCCAACCUUAUUAAUUCUGGACCUGGUGCAUUCGCAAAGAUGGGAGUUUACCUUAGUACCCCCAAAACUGAGAAGCUAUCUGAAGAUGGGGAAAAUGAUCAACUUAAAUUUGGACUUUCAUCUAUGCAAGGGUGGCGUGCGAGUAUGGAAGAUGCUCAUUCAGCCUUGCUAGAUAUCGAUGAGGACACAUCAUUCUUCGGUGUUUUUGAUGGACAUGGAGGAAAAGUGGUUGCCAAAUUCUGUGCAAAAUAUCUACACAGGGAAGUUCUCAAAAGUGAAGUUUAUUUAGUUGGUGACCUGGGAGCUGCUGUCCAUGGAGCUUUCUUCAGAAUGGAUGAGAUGAUGCGGGGUCAAAGAGGCUGGCGAGAACUACAGGCACUUGGAGAUAAAAUAAACCAGUUUACUGGCAUGAUAGAAGGGCUGAUCUGGUCUCCGAGAGGCAGUGAUUCAAAUGAUCGACAUGAUGAUUGGGCUUUUGAGGAGGGACCUCACUCUGAUUUUAGCGGGCCAACCUGCGGGAGUACAGCCUGUGUUGCAAUGAUAAGGAAUAGUCAACUUGUUGUGGCAAACGCCGGAGAUUCUCGCUGUGUUAUCUCAAGGAAUGGCCAGGCAUAUAAUUUAUCAAGAGAUCACAAACCAGAGCUUGAAGCGGAGAGAGAACGGAUAUUGAAAGCAGGGGGUUACAUCCAAAUGGGACGAGUAAAUGGAACCAUAAACUUGUCAAGAGCAAUUGGAGAUAUGGAAUUUAAACAGAAUAAAUUCUUGUCUCCUGAUAAGCAAAUGUUGACAGCAAACCCUGACGUAAACACUGUGGAGCUUUGUGAUGAUGAUGACUUUCUUGUUUUAGCAUGUGACGGCAUUUGGGACUGCAUGUCGAGCCAACAGCUGGUCGAUUUCAUCCAUGAGCACCUAAAUACCGAGAGCAGCCUUUCUGCAGUGUGUGAAAAGGUGCUCGAUAGAUGCCUGGCUCCAUCAACAUUAGGUGGAGAAGGAUGCGACAACAUGACGAUGAUCCUAGUGCAGUUCAAGAAGCCAAUUGACCAUGGCAAGAAUGCCGGUGGUGGUGAACAAUCAGCUGUUGGGGAUAAGAAUGUAAGUGCUGGUGAACAAUCAGCGGUCGAGGAUAAGAAUGCUAGUGCUAGCGAUCAAUCAGCUGUUGAGGACAAGAAUGCUAGUGCUGGUGGACAAUCAGCUGUCGGGGACAAGAAUGCUAGUGCUGGAGGACAAUCGCCUGGUGACAUAGAACAGUCCGCGAACGAGGAGAAGAACUCGUGAUGUCAUGUCGUAGCCUGGUAAACCCUGUGUACUAAACAAUGACUUCUGAAUCCUGGUGUGAUGUAGUGAUGUUGUAGUGGGUUGAGCAUGCAUGGCGAAGAAAUUCAUGUGUAAAUAUCAACAAUGUGUUGAAUUGUUGAUACAACCAGCGGAUACCCCGCAUCAGUGAGGGGGGCAUGCUGGUUUUUUGUGCUGUUUCUCUCUGUAACCAAUCGAUUCUAUCUUUCUCUUC